GAGAGAGAGAGAAGAGAAGAGACUGAAGCAAGAAUGGAGCAAUUCGAUACACGGAUUCCCACGUCGAAGAAGCCUCUGUCAACACUCUCCUGAAUCUUAAAUUCCGAAGCUUUAUUCCAGAAGCUCCAAAAGGGUCAGGGUUUUCAGCUCUCACUUUCUGUAUUUUUACUCGAAGUUUGAAUCUCUGUUGUUGAAUUUCUAUUCUGUUACAAAAUCCGAGCUUGUUUGACCCUAAUGAUCCUUAAUGUGCUACAUUAAGUUUAUCUAGGGUUUUGGAGAGUAUAAUUGGAAGUUUUAAGUCGUCGGAUAAAAUGGAUUGGGGUUUACUUGUCGUCACAGAGAGGUAUCGUUUACGGGGUUUCAACAUCGUGGUUGAAUGAAAUGGAUGUUUUUUCCUGUACCAUAGCAGAGUUUGGAUUAGUGUUUGAGUUCUGUGGUUAAAAUUCAAAAUUUUGGACAAUUGGUUUUGGAGGGAGAGUUAGUUUGAGAAUUGGGAUCUCUGGUGCUUUGGACUCUACCCCUCCAAUGUUGAUACCAUGUGGGUUUGGUUUCUGAUCUGAAGGAUGUGUUUGGAUUUCUCGGCGUGGGAGGGGAAAAGACUUGUUUGGAAGAUGUUUUUCCUGGGAAAACGGCGAAACCCUAGUUUAUAAGUAGUUGAAUUUGGGGUUACUGGUUUUGUGUUUGGACAGUGGGUAUUUUUGUGAUCUUGUUUAUUGUUGUCUAUGGACCUUAUGUGUUGUUGAGAGAUGAAACCGCCAAAUCCACACCAACGGAUCAAUCUUGCUGAAUUGAAAGCUCAGAUAGUUAAGAAGCUUGGGUCGGAGGGAUCGAAACAGUAUUUUUAUUAUUUGAGUAGAUUUUUGACUUUGGAGAUAAGCAAGGUUGAAUUCAAUAAGCUUUGCGUUCGAAUUGUUGGGAGAGAGAAUAUUCCAUUGCAUAAUCAGUUCGUUCAUUCAAUUCUCAAGAACGCUUGUGGUGCAAAAGUCCCACCAUUGGAUCCUGAUAAGGAAGUUGUGAAGUCUGUUUCCGUGAGAGGAGUUGGAAAUAAAGAGCCUCAGAGUGACAACCACAACCAAAGUGUGCCCGAUUUGUCUAGUUUGUCAAAUGGGGACAUUCUGGCAUUGUCGCCCCGAAAGGCGAGGACAGGAACUCGCGACAGGAAGGUUUUGGAUCGUCGACCAAAUGGAAAGAUGCACGUUGUUUCACACCAGUCAUCGACCGAGCAAUACAGCAGUUCUAAUGGUUUCUUAGAAAAUGGGGAUUUGACUCUGCACGAUAUUCAAAGGCCGUUGCUGCAUAAUCAAGGACUAGCAGAUCAAGGCAACACUGAAGGGCAUCUUUCCACAUUAAAAGACAAAUUUCCAGAUGGUUCACUAGCGGUACAUAGGAAAGACCCCAGAGAAGCAGUUACGUCUGAAAAUUGGAAAGAGGGUUCAUCAAGGAGUGUACUAUGUGCCCCACUUGGUGUUCCAUCUUACCCGGUAAGCAUAGGCGGAUCCCACAAAACAAUACCCUUGGCAUGCUCAUUCAACAGUGGUCAUCUGUUGGACACAGCAACCUUGAGGGAACGAAUGGAGCAGAUCGCUGCAACACAGGGCCUUGAUGGUGUCCCAAUGGAUUGCGCCAAUUUGUUGAACUUUGGUUUGGAUGCUUACUUGAAGGGUUUGAUUGUGUCGUGUAUUGAACUAGUGGGGGCAAGAUCGGGGCAUUUGCCAACAAAGAGCACUGCCCACAAGCACCAGGCUCAUUUGAAGCCUGUUAGGCCGAAUCAUCAUAUCUUCCAAAGUACCAGUAGGCAAAUGGAAGGCAUGCAAGAUAGAAGACCCCAUUGUACAGUAUCAUUAUCUGAUUUCAGGGUUGCGAUGGAGCUGAACCCACAGCAGCUUGGUGAAGACUGGCCAUUACUGCUGGAGAAAAUAUGUACUCGUUCAUGUGAGGAAUAAAAACAAGCAGCCAAACUCAGGUGUUUCUGUUUUUUUCACGGGCCACGCCUUUAGGCACAUUGAUGCAGUAACUUUUCUUUUAUAGCCUUUCUGAACUAGUUGACUGACAUAUAGAUAAAGCUCUUCCCUUCAAAGAUGGUGGAGUUCAAAAUUUCCUCUUUGAUGUCUCCUGCUUCAGAACUUGUGGUUGGUCAAAAGUACGGUAUUUAUCAUCAAUCAAAGGGUUGAAAAAGAUUGCAAUGAAGGGUUGCACUGUUGUAACAUUAGGAUAUGUCUCACCGCAUGUACUCUACUUUCUUUGUAAUUUACUGUCCAUUAAGAGGAAACUUAGAAUCAGUUUUGCAGGAAUAAUCUGUGUAGUCUGGUAGGGAGAUAAAAUUGCUUCUAAGGGUUUUGUUCAUGUAUUUUCAACUCUGGGAAUUGAUUGGUUAUUCUUGGUGAUAUAACAAUUAUUUUCUUCAAA
This is a messenger RNA of Rhododendron vialii, 2406 nucleotides long. RefSeq lists its product as uncharacterized. Gene Ontology annotation, cellular component: SAGA complex. The coding region runs from base 747 to 1943 and encodes 398 amino acids. NCBI's taxonomy places the organism in Eukaryota, Viridiplantae, Streptophyta, Magnoliopsida, Ericales, Ericaceae. Gene Ontology annotation, biological process: regulation of transcription by RNA polymerase II. The record is from RefSeq and is a predicted model, not a curated record. The transcript has a single exon. Gene Ontology annotation, molecular function: transcription coactivator activity.